Molecule: messenger RNA, 612 nt
Organism: Hyposmocoma kahamanoa
Lineage: Eukaryota; Metazoa; Arthropoda; Insecta; Lepidoptera; Cosmopterigidae
Product: probable fatty acid-binding protein
Exons: 4
Coding region: 66-479 (137 amino acids)
Biological process (GO): fatty acid transport
Cellular component (GO): nucleus; cytosol
Molecular function (GO): fatty acid binding
Source: RefSeq, a predicted model, not a curated record
UGAGUUGUUGACGCGUCGCGCAAGUGCUUGUGAAAGAAAGAAUUUAAUUUACAAAAACAAAAGCAAUGGAUAAUUACGUGGGAAAAAAGUAUAGACUAAAAACAUCGGACAAUUUCGAAAAUUAUUUAAAACAUAUCGAGGUAGGCUAUUUAUCACGAAAAGCAGCGAUAUCGGUGACACCAACAGCGUGCUUGUACAAAAACGAUGAUGGCUCCUAUACCUUCACAAUGUUUACCACCUUCAGGGCCGUGGACUUCACCUUCACGCCAGGGGAGGAGUUCAUUGAAGAGAGAGCGGAUGGUGUUAAGGUGAAAGCACUGGUAGUUUUUGAAGGCAACACUUUGAUUCAUACGCAGGUUGAAGAUAAUGGCAGAAAGUCCACUCAUGUACGAAAAUUUACACAUGACACAUUAACUGUGACCACUACUUCUGAAGGCUGGGACGGCAAAUGCGUUCGAGUCUACGAAAUACUGAAAUGAAAUAGUCUUUAUUUUAAUGCAAUUAAAUUAUAAAUGAAUAAUGUGAUAUUUAAGGUUUAACAUAUAAUAUACCUACAUUAGUACUUAAUAUUGAUUUUUGUAAAUUUAUUUUUUGUAAAAUUACUCCACUAGU